AUGGCUAACUACUACAAAGUGCUGGGGGUGCAGGCUAGUGCCUCCCCGGAGGACAUCAAGAAGGCCUACCGCAAGCUGGCCUUGUGCUGGCACCCCGACAAGAACCCUGACAACAAGGAGGAGGCCGAGAAGAAGUUCAAGCAGGUGUCCGAGGCCUACGAGGUCCUGUCCGACUCCAAGAAGCGCUUGGUGUACGACCGCGCAGGCUGCGACAACUGGCAGGCCGGCACCCCCUACAGCAGCCCCUUCGACAGCGGCUACACCUUCCGCAACCCCAAUGACAUCUUCCGCGAGUUCUUCGGAGGCCUGGACCCCUUCUCCUUCGACUUCUGGGACACCCCGUUCGGCAGCGAGUGCGCGGGCUGGGGCCACGGGCUGCGCGGCUCCCGCUCGGCCGGCUUCGGCGAGCUCCCGGCCUUCGUGGAGGCUUUCUCAGCCUUCGACCCCCGGGGCCGCAGCGGGGGCAGCGCCAGCCGUGCCACCUUCUCGUCUAAAUCCUUUGCCAGCUCUGGCUCGGGCAGCUUGGGCUUCAGGUCGGUGACGUCGUCCACCGAGAUGGUCAACGGACACAAGAUCAGCACCAAGCGCAUCGUGGAGAACGGGCGGGAGCGCGUGGAGGUGGAGGAGGACGGGCGGCUCAAGUCGGUGACCGUCGAUGGCAAGGAGCAGCUCAACCGGGUGGACAACAAGUAG
Kogia breviceps (pygmy sperm whale) is the source of this 693-nucleotide messenger RNA. It is a transcript of the gene DNAJB8, whose product is annotated as DnaJ heat shock protein family (Hsp40) member B8. Lineage: Eukaryota; Metazoa; Chordata; Mammalia; Artiodactyla; Physeteridae. The record is from RefSeq and is a predicted model, not a curated record. Gene Ontology annotation, molecular function: Hsp70 protein binding. The transcript has a single exon. The coding region runs from base 1 to 693 and encodes 230 amino acids.